AUGUCGGAUACCCCAGAUAGGAAUAAACCUGGCAAACGUGGAACACGGAUUUCCCUUUCGUGUGCACAAUGUCGCUACAAACACCUUCGCUGUGAUGGACGUAAGCCUGUCUGCUCGCGCUGUGCCACAAAUACAGUACAGUGCGUUUAUCCUCUAUCACGGCGACGUGGAAAUCCAAGAUCGGCGAAACCCCGGUCGCCUGUCAGAGAUGUCUAUGAUAACGCCGUCGAGACAUCACUGCAAACCUCCACUGUCUGUUCUUCCUCUUCUACCGCUAUAAACGGGGAAAUUGAAUCAACUUCCAACUCAGCUCCUUCAUUUUUGAGUUUGUAUUAUGAGUUCUUUCACGCGGCCCAUCCUUGUGCCUUACCUUUUCAAGUUCUCAAGACUCGGCUCAACGAAGCGAAUAUUCAACCUCUGCUUCGAGUGAUGUCUUAUAUCGGAUCUAUUUUUGAUAUUUCUUGUCCGUCUCAAUUGCUAGAAUCUUGUGCUCAACGUGCUCAGGACUCAGUGGUCGAAAUUCGGUCAUCAAUCCGGCCUCUUACACCAUUUGACGUUCAAGCUCUGUUGCUUUAUUCUAUCGCUGUCUACUGGUGCAAUGAAACAGAAAGUGGUGUGGAGCUCCUUGACGAAGCAAUUCGCAUGGCAGUAGCCCUUGGGAUGAACAAAACGGAAUUCGCCCGAAACCACGCUGAAGCUGAUUCUGUACUAGAGGAAAGUUGGCGCCGAACUUGGUGGGUGAUUUAUAUCACCGAUGCCCAUGUUGCCGGAUCUACCCAUACGUACCCGUUCCGAACAAGUGGCAUUGAAAUCACUACCGACCUUCCUUGUGAAGAGGAACAGUAUGAAAUAGGGGCCAUCCCCACCCCACGAUCCCUAGAUGAUUACGAGAACAGGGAAUUCCUUGACGAAGAAAAAAGUGAUUUUUCCUCCUAUGCGGAGCUUAUUGGCUUGACCCGCGGGAUUGAUCGGGCCUUGUCCCCGGGCAGCAGUGCAUAUGAUCAAAUAUACACUACAAUGGCUGCUAGCUGCGACACUAGUGUUCGAGCAUGGUGUUCUCUUCUUUCUCCUGAAAAGAGACAAUUAAUUCGUCCCGAUGGAUCAUUUGAUGAGGUCAUGUUCAAAGCAUUCUUUAUUAUGCACACAUACACUGUUGAAAUUCAUCGACCGCUGUCAGCGUUAACUCACAGUGCGAUCGAAUCUGUGUCGCGCUGUGCUCCAUUGGCCCCGUCAGCACAUCUAAAAUGCAGCAACGCGAAGGAACGUGACCUGCAUACUGUCAAAUGUACACAGGCUAUCAAUAGCAUUGAUGAACUGUUGACUCUGCCAACUAAUAUGACGGCCCAUUCUCCCUUCAUCAUUUGCAUGAUUGCCAAUGUGACUAUUGCACAUCUGUCCGCUUGCAGGUUCAUCUUUUCUGGCGACCGGCGAGCCAAAAGCCGAGAGAAGAUUCGUUUGACUAUGGGCACUUUGAAGCGUCUAAGUGAGCACUGGACACUAGGCAAACGGACCUACCGUGAGAUUGGGAUUAUCGCCCGAGAAUUGCUAUCUCUCACAACGGAUCCCUCGGUUGGUUUGGAUGCCGUUGACCUAUCCCUUCCGGGUCCAACUUCACCUGCAUUCCCACCAUUGGACACCUUACCUGACGCCAACUUUGACCUUUGUGCCUUUUUUGAUGCGGAUGCUCUUGGUCUAACCGAAACGAGUUCAUUUAUUUUACAAUAG
Penicillium psychrosexuale is the source of this 1725-nucleotide messenger RNA. RefSeq names its product Zn(II)2Cys6 transcription factor. The record is from RefSeq and is a predicted model, not a curated record. The transcript has 4 exons. NCBI's taxonomy places the organism in Eukaryota, Fungi, Ascomycota, Eurotiomycetes, Eurotiales, Aspergillaceae. Gene Ontology annotation, molecular function: DNA binding; DNA-binding transcription factor activity, RNA polymerase II-specific; zinc ion binding. The coding region runs from base 1 to 1725 and encodes 574 amino acids. Gene Ontology annotation, biological process: DNA-templated transcription; regulation of DNA-templated transcription.